Punica granatum (pomegranate) is the source of this 1114-nucleotide messenger RNA. The record is from RefSeq and is a predicted model, not a curated record. Lineage: Eukaryota; Viridiplantae; Streptophyta; Magnoliopsida; Myrtales; Lythraceae.
AAACUAACCUAACCAACCAACCGCCUUCUCCCCUUCUCUCUCGCUCUCCCAUUCACUCUACUCUGCAACUCUCUCUCUCUCUCUCUCUCUGCGCAAGCAAUUGAGCUUGAAGGAGAACCCAAACCCUAAAAAUGGGCAAAUGCAUGAAAAAGUCCAAAAUAACGGCGGAAGUCUCGCUCGUGGAGGUGGUCUCCCCGCGCUCCUCAUCGGCCUUGAUGGGAGGCGUCCGCACCCGAGCCAAGAGCCUAGCCCUUCGCCGUCUCCUAGGCACCGCCCCGGACCCCAACUCAUCAUCCUCCUCCUCCUGCUACCUCGAGCUCCGAAGCCGCAGGCUCCACAAGCCCCCGCAACCCCCAAUUAGGCCCCGAAAUCAGCUGCCCCGCCCUAGACAGGGCUCCAGAGCGAGCUCCAACUUCCGCCGCUCGAGUCCCGAUGAUGCCCGAGACGGGAGCUCGCUGGUGAGCUCGAGACUCGCCGUCGACUCGGGCUCGGCAGCCUCGGUGUCGAUGAGCUGCGAAGAGAUGCAGAGCAGAUGCGAAGGGCAUUUCGGCAGAAUCGCAAGGGGCAGCUCCGAGGAUUCAGACAGAAGAGAGAACAAUUCGGAAUCCGAUGAACAGAACGAAAGGCAAGCAAGCUCAUCCACGAUGCUAGGUCUUGUUCAAGGCGGCAAUGAUGUUGUUCCAGGCAUCCCGACAGCAGAUGAGAUGGAGGAGUUCUUUGCCUUUGCGGAGCAAGAGCAGCGGAGGCUAUUCAUCGAAAAGUACAACUUUGAUGUUUUGACUGACAUGCCUCUCCCGGGACGCUACGAGUGGGUGCGCAUACGUCCAUGAGGGGCCCCUGCAGUGGGGCUCCAUCGGCAUAAGGCACGAUCGGCUUUCUUGGAUCUGAAGAAUGGUGGGGCAGGGAUGUAUAUAUCCAUUGGUAGGGUAGUGAAUCAGUGUAAAGAGCAUUUCCAUUUCGAGCCGCAGAAUUCGACAAUCUGUAGGAGUAGCCCUGUUAGGUCUGUAGCAAAACAGGACAGAUCCGAUCAGAACUUGCAAACUGACCUGAUGAAUAAACUAAUGUAUGUUUUCUAACUAAUUAAGAAGCAUUGCCUCACUAGUUUUAAUUGUUC